UCAUGAUUUCAAUACAUUAAAGUGAAUGGAGUCGUAUUUCUUUGAAUCGAGAGGAAUCCAUUAACUUACCUCUUCAUUCAGAAUCGGUGCAAUUCGCCGCGAGAGAGAACGGGGGCUACGCAUCCGUCGCACGACACGGAGAGUCAACAGAAAGGCCAUGAAAAUGAUCGGCGAGAAUCCGCACAAGCCGUAAGCACGCACGAGCGUCCAUCUCGACUCGGCUCGGACAUGUUUCAAACACUUGGUCGACACUCUCCUCCGCCUUCGCUCCUUCCCUGUUCCCAACCCAAAGUCUCCCUCAAACCCACUCUCUUUCCCGGCCAAACCGUCCUCGACGUCAGCUCGCCGCAUGGCUCCCGUAAAAACCGCUCCUUUCGCCCCGUCACUAGCUCGCUCCCCAGCGCCGACGCCACCAGCAGAUGGUCUCUUCGAGGGAUGACCGCCCUCGUGACCGGCGGGACCCGCGGUAUCGGGAACGCGGUCGUGACGGAGUUGGUGGGCUUUGGGGCGAGAGUGCACACGUGUUCUCGAGACGGGGAUGAGCUGGAAAGACGCCUGAGGGAGUGGGUCGACGGCGGCUACGAAGUUACGGGGUCGGUUUGUGACGUGUCUGUCAGGGGAGAGAGGGAGAGACUGAUGGGGAACGUCUCUUCCGUGUUUGAUGGGAAGCUCAACAUUCUUGUAAAUAAUGUGGGCACCAACAUAAGGAAACCAGCUGUGGACUUCACGGCCGAAGAGUUUUCUCUUCUCAUGGCUACGAAUUUUGAGUCCAUGUUCCAUUUGUGCCAACUUGCUCAUCCGUUGCUAAAGGCAUCGGGGAUGGGAAGUGUCGUUUUCACGUCCUCUGUUUCUGGAUUCGUUUCUUUGAAAUCCAUGUCUGUUCAUGGGGCGACGAAAGGGGCAAUUAAUCAACUUACCAAAAGUCUGGCUUGUGAGUGGGCUGUGGACAACAUAAGGAGCAAUGCUGUUGCACCUUGGUACAUCAAAACUUCUAUGGUGGAGCAGGUGCUCAGCAAUAAGGAGUAUCUGGAAGAGGUAUACUCUUGUACACCACUCCGUCGCCUGGGAGAUCCAAAGGAUGUGUCAUCUUUGGUGGCAUUUCUUUGCUUGCCUGCAUCAUCAUACAUUACUGGCCAGAUUAUUUGCGUGGACGGGGGGAUGUCUGUGAACGGAUUCUACCCGAGACACGAGUAGAUUCAAAGAGUUUACCUGUUCUGCUGUGUGAAAGCUAUCGUCCUCUGUCUUUGUUUCUCCUUUUUUUUUCUCACGUGUGUGAUUACUCCACUCACCAGAAACUUACGAUCCUUUGUUUAGAAGUGAUCUGAUGAGCUUCGGUAGUCUUAGAGCCAAGCUUGAGGCAUUGCCUAUGAUAGAUUGUUGAUUCAAUUGCCUCUUUUGUGUUA
Molecule: messenger RNA, 1403 nt
Organism: Eucalyptus grandis
Lineage: Eukaryota; Viridiplantae; Streptophyta; Magnoliopsida; Myrtales; Myrtaceae
Product: tropinone reductase homolog At5g06060
Exons: 5
Coding region: 229-1194 (321 amino acids)
Molecular function (GO): oxidoreductase activity
Source: RefSeq, a predicted model, not a curated record